Molecule: messenger RNA, 2382 nt
Organism: Nerophis lumbriciformis (worm pipefish)
Lineage: Eukaryota; Metazoa; Chordata; Actinopteri; Syngnathiformes; Syngnathidae
Source: RefSeq, a predicted model, not a curated record
AUGACGUCGGCAGAUGAGGCCGAAGAGCUGGAGAAGGCUGUCCGGCACUACGCCGCUGACAAAACAUGGAGCUGGACCCGUCAGACCAUGAACUACGUGGGCCAGUUGGCGGGUCAGGUCUUCGUGCAGGUGAAAGAACUGUACCGAGGCCUGAACCCGGCCACCUUGUCGGGCUGCAUCGACGUGAUCGCGGUCCGACGCCCCGACGGCUCCCUGCGCUGCUCGCCUUUUCACGUCCGCUUCGGCAAGUCGGGCGUCCUGAGCUCGCGAGAGAAAGUGGUGGACAUGGAGAUCAACGGAGAGCCGGUGGAUCUGCACAUGAAGCUCGGAGAUAACGGGGAGGCCUUCUUUGUCCGAGAAAUGGAAAACAAUCGGGAAGCGCUUCCCUCCCACCUGGCCACCUCCCCCAUCCCGUGGGACGGGUUCCUUCUCUCCGGGCCGCCCGCGCAGAACCCGGGCUCGGCCGGCACCGCCGCCAAUAAGAAGAGACGGAAGAGGAGGAGGAGGAAAGCCCGGCCCGACGACGGCUACUCGGAGGUCUUCGCCAUCGACAUCACUUCUGACGAGGAGUUGGAGAGCGAGAGCGAGCCCGCUCUUUUGAGGGAAGCCGCUGCGGUCAAGCCAUCGGCCGUCUACGCUCGCUCUGACGGCGACUGGAGUCCCCUUCACAGCGACUCGGAGCUGGCGACCGAGACGUCCCGAGAUUCGGCCGUGCGCUGGGCGUGGGGGGAGCUGCCGCAGCCUGCUGCUCCAUCCUUCCUCUCCGCAAAUCCCGAGUCGCCGCCCCCGCCUGUCAUGUUCGGAGCCGCCCCCUGCGAAGCGUCGUCACCGGGUCGCUGGCGGUCGGAGCCUGUCACUGCCGCAACGGAGACAGACACUUCUGAGACGGGGUCGUCGGCCGGAAAGACCGACCCUCGGUCCGAGAAAAAAGACAAAAGGAGCCGUCACCUGGGCGCCGAUGGCGUUUACUUGGACGACCUGACGGAGCUGGAGCCCGAAGUGGCCGCCUUGUAUUUCCCAAAAAGCGGCGGCGAAGCGACAGGGAGGAGCCCGUCCCCUCGGUCGCUAAGCUCCGGCGGGGACAGCGGCGCGGACGGCCCGACGGGAGACCUGCCGGCCGUCGCCAUCUCGUUGUGUGGCGGCCUCGACGACGACAAGGAGAUUGGCCAAGAGCGCUUCCGCGCCGAGAUGGUCUCGUACCAGCGGUUCGCCCGCGACCCGGCGGUCAUCGACGAUCCCGACCUGGUGGUCAAGAUCGGCUCCAAAUACUAUAAUUGGAGCACGGCCGCGCCCAUCGUGCUGGCCAUGCAGGCCUUCCGCAAACCUCUGCCAAAGGCCGCCGUGGAGGACAUCGUGAAGGAGAAGAUGCCCAAGAAGGGAAGGAGGUGGUGGUUCUCGUGGCGAGGCCAAAACGGCAAAUCAGUAAGUCGGCGUUCAGACUCGCGGAUGGACGGGUACCUCGCGAUGCAAUACGAUACAAGGAUUUUCAAUUCUCACAAUCAGGAUUCACUGUCGGAACGCGGGCUCCGCGGCUCUGCCCGACGGACAGAAGAGUCAUCGUCCGCCGACGAAGAUGGCGAGGCGGGCCGACGCGGCGCGCGAUAUAAAAAGACGCUCCGUUUGGAUUCGGAGCAGCUGAGGUCGCUGCGGCUGCGCGAAGGUCCCAACCGGGUGGUCUUCAGCGUGACUACGCAGUACCAAGGGACGCGCCGUUGUCAGGGAACCAUCUACCUCUGGAACUGGGACGACAAGAUGGUGAUCUCGGACCUCGACGGGACCGUCGCCAGAUCGGACACGCAGGGCCACAUCCUGCCCACCUUGGGCAAAGACUGGACCCACCGGGGCAUCGCGCAGCUCUACCACAAAGUCAGCCAGAACGGCUACAAGAUCUUGUACUGCUCGGCCCGCGUCGUCGGUACGGCGGACGGCUACCUGCGCCGGGUCGACGAGAGGGGCGCCGUGUUGCCCGCGGGGCCCGUCUUGCUCUGCCCUGGCGGCCUCUUUUCCGCUCCGCGGAGGGAAGUGUUUGAAAAGAAGCCUGAAAAGUUCAAGGUGGAAUGUCUGAGCGACAUCAGGAACCUUUUCUACCCCAACACGCAGCCUUUCUACGCAGCUUUCGGGAGCAGGCCCACGGACGCCUUUUCCUACAAGGAAGUCGGGGUGCCUCUUAACAGGAUUUUCACCGUCAACCCCCAAGGGGAGCUGGUGCGGGAGAACGCCGAGACCGACGUCUCACCGUACGUCCGUUCCGUGGAGGAGGCGGACCACGUCUUCCCCUCGCCCUCGGACUUCCCCUGCGCGGCAACGGACGCCUACGGCCACUUUGCCGACUGGAGGCGACAGCUCUCCCUGCCGGACCGUGCGGCGGCUCACGCCUCGUAG